This is a messenger RNA of Anopheles funestus (African malaria mosquito), 2840 nucleotides long. RefSeq names its product NHL repeat-containing protein 2. The record is from RefSeq and is a predicted model, not a curated record. The transcript is spliced from 2 exons. Gene Ontology annotation, molecular function: protein binding. NCBI's taxonomy places the organism in Eukaryota, Metazoa, Arthropoda, Insecta, Diptera, Culicidae. Bases 1 to 2442 code for a protein of 813 amino acids.
AUGGCUCUGUUUAUUGUUUUGGGACGUUUCUCGCGGAUUGCUACGAUCCGUCAAACCGCUGCAUUCCAAUACAAAACGUCACCGAUCAAAACAAUAGCUGCGGUUCGUGAACACUCCCGAAAUUAUCGUCACCUUACCCAGUGUCUUCCCGAUAUCCUUCCCAACGUCGUCAAAAUUGGUUCCAGAAUGAGCUCAUCGCCCGAAGGUCAGGACAUGAUGGAGGUCUUGGCCUGCAACAGCAAUCAGCUGGCGGACGAUCUGCUUGCCGCCGGCAGUAACGCAGCUAAACGGCAAAAGCUUGUCCUGGACUAUCUGAAGGUGGCCGAUCGUGAUGGGAAAAGUGUUACAGCCGAAUUUCCGGACGGAUUGGAUUGGUUCAACGUGACCGAAGCAUUGACGCUACAAGGUUCCCUGCGGGGGAAAGUGGUUGUGCUAGAUUUUUUCACCUACUGCUGCAUCAACUGUAUGCACAUCCUGCCGAAUCUGAAACGCCUGGAGCACAUGUAUCCGAUCGAAGAAGGGCUGGCAGUGAUCGGUGUGCAUAGCGCCAAGUUCAAGAACGAGAAAGAAUCGAACAAUAUUCGAGCAGCGGUCGAACGGUACGAAAUUUCGCACCCGGUCGUCAACGAUAAUGUAUCGGCCAUGUGGCGCAAACUGCGUGUACAGUGCUGGCCAACACUGAUGAUACUGGGACCACGAGCGAACCCACUGUUCGUGAUUAUGGGUGAGGGAAACUUCGAGGAUCUGAAGCUGUACGUCGGCAGUGCCAUACGGUUCUACAGGGAAAAGGGCGAAAUUCAACGCCAUUCGUUGCCGCUCAAUCUGACCGGCACGGGUACGAUUGCUUCGAACAUGAAAUUUCCUGGCAAGAUCGCCUGUUCCGUUCCCACCCUGGACGGUGAUAAGGAUAGCAGCGAGGAGCAACUGUUCGCCGUUUCUGAUUCGGGCAACCAUCGUGUAUUGAUAAUCGAUUCUGCUGGGACGGUGCUCCACAAGAUUGGCGGGAAGCAGAGUGGAUUUUUAGAUGGCAACUUUUCGAAGGCACGUUUUAACGCUCCUCAGGGUGUUGCCUUCCAAGGGACGGAUGUGGUGUUUGUAGCAGACAACGAAAACCAUGCCGUCCGAAGAAUCGAUCUCAAGACGCAGCAAGUAAGCACCAUCGCCGGAAACGGUACGCAGGGCAACGAUCGUACGGGAGGCAAGAGUGGCCGCGAUCAGUUACUAUCCUCUCCGUGGGACGUGGCCGUGUAUUCGACGCGCGAUCUGGAUAUGUCGUUCCAUGCGGAUGAAACGAGCGUUCCCUCGAAGGAUGUGCUGUUGAUAGCGAUGGCUGGAAUUCAUCAGAUCUGGGCCAUCUUUCUAGAGGAUACGAUCUGGUGGAAGUUCAAGAAGUACGGUGCCGGUACGUGCUGGGCCAUUGCGGGCAGUGGCCAUGAACAGAAUCGUAACACGUCGUACCCACACAGUGCUGCAUUUGCGCAACCAUCCGGUUUGGCUAUUAACCGCGUGGCGAAGGAAGUUUAUCUAGCGGACAGCGAAAGUUCCGCCAUCAGGAAAAUUUCACUCGCCGAUGGAAAGGUGAUGGCCGUGGCUGGUGGCGAUCGAAAUCCGCUGGAUCUGUUCGCUUUCGGUGAUGUGGAUGGAAAACAGUAUGCGGCAAAGUUCCAGCAUCCACUCGGUGUGGCAUACAAUCCGAAGGAUGGUUGCAUUUAUUUCGCCGACACGUACAAUCACAAGAUAAAGAAAAUUGACGUAUCGACAAACUGCGCUACGACGUGCGAGUUCCGUGAAGCAAAUGGUUCCGUUCGACGUUUCAGCGAACCGGCCGGCCUUUGCCUCGAUCGUUCCGGGCAGCUUUUGUACAUUGCCGACACGAACAAUCAUGAACUGCUGGUCGCAAAUCUCACCGAUUGCACCGUCCGUCCGUUGAAGUUAAACUUCCGCGUACCGGAAGAGCUGGACAGUGUGGUUGAAGAUCGUCGAUCGGGCACCACCCUGAAACCAACCCGUCCAAUCAAAAUGCAUCCCGGUGCUGGUCAGAGCUCGUUACGUUUAACGUUUAAUCUAACCUUCCCUGGUAAGGCAACCAAACUGACGGACGGUGCACCACAGCAAUGGUCCCUCGAGCUGCCAUCGACUGAGUGGGGUUGCGAGUGCACCAAGGGAACGAUCGAUACCGCUUCCGGCCAAUCACUGCAGCUACUCAUCGCACCACCGGCAAACGAUGCGUCAACGAAUGGAAACGAUCCAUCGCCGAUUGCGGUCAAUUUUAAGCUAAACCUUUGUGAAGGCGAUGUAUGCUUUCCGAAAGAAUUCAUCGUGCUACUGGAAGUGCAAUACUCCGCAGAGGAGACCGGCCACACUAACGUGGAACGUUACGACGCACAGGAAACGUACGAGGUGCAGCUUUCACGCGAAAAAGUAUGUCUUCAGCAGCACUGAGAAACUAUCGCGCACAACGAACAAAAACGUUUUUUUAUGUUUUUUAAAUGACGUUUUACAUCAUAGCAUUUGUUAGUUACUGAGUUGUGUGUACAGCAUGUACCGCCAUUUGUUUUCGAUCCUUUUAUCUACACAACCGAGCUUAGCUUCGAUAUGAUAAAGAUCAUAGAAUGAAACUAUACCCAUUAUUUUGAAUACAGUGGAUUUUCUAAUAUUUCGUAAGACUUGCUACCCCGAAUAGGAAGAUAUUGGUACAUUUCACGUGAAGGAUCACAAGGACAUUCAUAGACGACAAAUGAACAUCAGCGAUGAACGAAAGUAUAGAAACAAGCUGUAUGAUUUAGUUAAGUGUAGUUCUCCUCACAAUAAAUUUAGUGUACAUGGAACAACGAUACAAA